Molecule: messenger RNA, 1859 nt
Organism: Aspergillus costaricaensis CBS 115574
Lineage: Eukaryota; Fungi; Ascomycota; Eurotiomycetes; Eurotiales; Aspergillaceae
Product: putative cytochrome P450
Exons: 2
Coding region: 280-1683 (467 amino acids)
Molecular function (GO): oxidoreductase activity, acting on paired donors, with incorporation or reduction of molecular oxygen; iron ion binding; heme binding
Source: RefSeq, a predicted model, not a curated record
AUUGCGGCGGUGGAGCUCCCAAGGGAGCGGACAGCCAACUAUCGGAGGGAUCUUCGGCGAGAUUCAGCUCAGAUGAGAUUUGCAGCCACACACAUUCGUGCAGACUAUCCAUAAUAGCGGCCGCCUGGAUGGAGGUCGCACGGGCGAGAGAAGACAGGCUGCAGGGGCGCACGUUCGCGUUGAGAAUGGUGGGUUUAGACUAUAUAAGCUAGGACUGCUGUCCUGGGCUCUGACUGCUCUUCUGCUUCUAAUCCCUUUGUCUCCCCAAAUCUCUUAACCAUGCCGUCACCAAUUCCCAAGCCCCCCGGGGUGUUCCUCCUCGGCAACGUGAAGGAUGUGAAUGCUGCGAACCCUUGGAACUCAUUCAACAAGCUCGCGGCCAAGUACCGUCCCAUCUGCAAAGUCACCAUCCUAGGCGUAGACAUCGUCUUGAUCACGGGAGCCGCCCUUCUCGAAGAAAUCUGCGAUGAGACCCGCUUUCAGAAAUGUGUGGCCGGUCCCAUCAUUGAAAUUCGCGAAGCAGUACACUCUAGCUUGUUCACUGCAAAGAUAAAUGAAAAAGAAAUGAGCCAGUGGGGAGUCGCUCAUCGCAUUAUGGCGCCCCUGCUCACACCGGGGGCCGUUGACCAGGUCUUCGCGGAUAUGCGGGAGGUAUCAACAGAUCUGAUCAAGAAAUGGACCGCCGGCCCCCGCCAGCGCGUCAGCGUCACCAACGACCUGGAUCGCCUCAACCACGCGGCCAACAUGCUCUGCUUCUUCGACCAGCGCCUACACUGCUUGGAAGGCCCAGAGCCGUCUCUCAUCAAAGCCAUGGAGAACGCCACUACAGAGGCCGUUCGUCGAGCAUCCCGACUCAAACUCGUCAACUGGCUUUUCUACCAGCGCAAAUUCAAUGCUUACAACAAGACUCUGCGCGACUACUCCGCCAGUUGCGUCGAAUACCGACGCACUCACCCAUCCGCCAAGAAGGACAUGCUGUAUGCUCUUAUGGAAGGCAAGGACCCCGAGACCGGCGAAGGACUAAACGACGAACAAAUCGUCGACGAAAUCAUCAACGUAUUCAUCGGCAGCGCGACAGCCCCUAACCUCGUCGCCUUCGGCCUUUACUAUCUCAUGAAGAACCCGCAUGUGAUCAAACGCGCCCGGGAGGAAAUUGACGCUGUUGUCGGCGGCCCCGGUGCGAAGAUCGAACACGAGCACCUCUCCCGUCUCCCUUACUGCCUUGCCAUCGCUCAAGAAACCAUGCGCCUUGCCGCCCCAGCCCCCGGCUUCAAUCGCGAAGCUAUUCAAGACCAGGACGGCCCAGUCCUACUCGCAGGCGGCGAGUACGAAGUGCCGCGCAAACAGGCUCUCAUCGCAGUCCUGUACGGUGUCAACCGCGACCCCGCUGUCUUCGAAGACCCCGACGCAUUCAAGCCAGAGCGCAUGAUGGGCGAAGCAUACGAAAAGCUACCCUCCGCGGUAAAGAAGGGCUUCGGUAACGGCAAGCGUGUUUGCAUCGGAAAGAAAUACGCCUGGGAAUGGUCGUACUUCACCCUCGUCAGCAUCCUCAAGGAUGUCGAGUUCGAACUCGCUGACAAGAACUAUGUCACUGAUGGUGCGGGUAACAAUUACAAUGGCGCGUUCACCGUGAAACCGUUGGACUUCUUCGCCAUUACUGGUCCACGCCCGAGAGCGGGCUGAGCUUUUUGCUUUUUCUUCGGUACAUAUAAUAUUCCGCAUGCUUUUGCUUCCUCCAUAUGCCUGUCUAUGAUAUCCAGAAUGCGUGAUUGUGUGUAAUCUAUGAAGUUGAUGUUCUUGGCUCGAAUAGCUUCCACUCGUGAGACUGGGAGGUUAAUGAAUGUGACUGCGUGUCUUGG